This is a messenger RNA of Anopheles darlingi, 2447 nucleotides long. RefSeq names its product G-protein coupled receptor Mth2-like. The record is from RefSeq and is a predicted model, not a curated record. Gene Ontology annotation, biological process: cell surface receptor signaling pathway; G protein-coupled receptor signaling pathway. Bases 104 to 1600 code for a protein of 498 amino acids. The transcript has 6 exons. NCBI's taxonomy places the organism in Eukaryota, Metazoa, Arthropoda, Insecta, Diptera, Culicidae. Gene Ontology annotation, molecular function: G protein-coupled receptor activity. Gene Ontology annotation, cellular component: membrane.
AUUAACCGUUGACUUGGAGAGACGUCGACAGAGUUCAUAUGUAAAGUGUUUUCGACUCGCAUCGAUGAAAGUUUAUGAAAUACCUUGAUUAAUUGUGUUCACGAUGUUGCACUCAUUACUAUCAAGUGUGAGUUUUUGGAAAUGGUGUGUGGGGCUGCUGAUGUGUAGUGUACAAGUUACCGCCGUACAAUUCUGCUCCGAGCGGGAGUCGGUGGACAUCACCAACGGAAAAAUGAUUGAAACAGGUGUCGUUGAGUAUAACGGAGUGUUAUACAAUCCUACUCAAUAUUUUCAAGACGGAAAUAUUCGGCGAGGAUGUAUUUGUCUGGUGCGUCAAUGUAUAUACGUAUGCCAGUCAACAAAUUUGACGAGAGAUGAGCUGACGGUGCUCAAUGUCAAUGUAUCCGAAACUUAUGGUGAUGGCACUCAUAUGGUGAACAUGGCGACAAAUGAUCAGUACCACUUAAUUAUGCAAGAACCUGACUGUGCGGGAGAUUGGUUGGCCCUGCAGCAGGACGAAGCAAUCAUUACAUCGACAGGUGAGCUGAAAUUGGGCGAGUUUGUGUACAGCUAUUCUCAAUUCUGUAUGCUACCGAAGGACGAGAUGAAUGAUUAUUUUGCAUCAUUUUGUGAGCCUGAAAUCAGUGAUUUAUCACAUAACAUAUAUGCCGUUGGCUUCCUGGUAUCUUUGCCCUUUCUUGUGAUCACGUUUAUAGUGUAUGCUGUUAUACCUGAGCUGCAGAACCUCCCAGGCAUGUCAGUGAUGUGCUAUGUGGCAGCACUCGCAGUAUCAUAUUUAUUGUUGGCCUUGGGUCGAAUGGAUUUCUAUGACUACCAGUCCUUUAUGUGUAGGAUCUCUGCAUAUACAUUGUACUUUACGUUGAUGGCCAGCUUCUUUUGGCUCAACAUCAUGUCAUUCGACAUCUAUUGGACGUUCGGUGGAAGUCGUGGACGAACGACAGAGCGUAGAAAGUUUCUGUAUUAUUCUCUGUAUGCUUGGGGUGUACCUGUACUAUUCCUAUCAUUGGUUAUUAUCUUCGAUCACACGGAGCUGAUAAGCUACAAUCUACGCCCGAAUGUUGGCGAGGAGGGAUGCUUCCUCAAAGAGGAAAAGCUGACUCAGUUUCUAUACAUGUACUUACCGUUACUAUCACUGGUCACUGCGAACAUAUACUUCUUCGCUAUCACCGCCAUUCGCAUAUACCAAGCAGAAAAGGCAAAUGUCGGUAUGAUGACAGGCAAUUCGAGGCGCCACACAAAGUAUGAAAAGGAUCGAAUGAGAUUCGGAUUAUAUCUACGCUUGUUCACCAUCAUGGGUGUAACCUGGUCACUGGAAAUAAUAAGCUGGCUGGUAACUGAGCCGAAAACUCCUCCUUCAUGGGUGGCAUACGCGUUGGACGUAUCCAACUGUCUGGCGGGCAUAGUAAUCUUUUUCCUGUUCGUCUGGAAGCAAAGAGUAAAGAAACUGUUGCUUCAGCGAUUCAGCAGAGCAAUUGGGUCUUCAGAAACAGACUACAAAUCCAAUAAUGCAGGCAGCGUACAAUCGACUGAUUUAACCCACUCCAAGAGUAGCAUGAAUCAAUCGUUCAAAUGUAUUUAAACUGCAAAUAGGAGAUCAGCAUCCGUUGGAUUUUUCGACCAUCGCUGUUCAUUGCAUGAAAUUAUAUGCUUGAGGUGAAUUUGAAUCUCUUCUGUCCAUAAAAUAUGUCAAUUUUAUUUUAGAAAUAAAAUGCGGUUUCGUCUAUAGUUCGUGUUGUUUGUCCCUACGGCUUACAAAAGGGCUUUUCAUUUUUGCGUUACUUAGGAAUCAAUAUAACGAAGAGAAGGAUGCCUUAAUAUACUACUCAAAUACUAACGUAUCAACUACAUAUAUUUUGUGUUUUCAUAAGAUCGAGUUGGACAUAUUAGAGAGAUAGACCGAGAUAUUUUUAAAGGAUUUAACAGAGUACUAAACUAUCCCAACGAUUUCGUAUUUAUUGUUCGACUAACAUGAAUAUUUGAUGCUUUAUUAGUAAAAUCUAUUCUUUACUUAACAAAUAAAUUAGUAGUUCGCAUACUAUGAAAUAUUUGGCCUGUUACUUAUUCUACCAUUUUUUUCCAUUACCUCUUUUAUCUAUUAAGUAUGAAAGCACAGCGGUAUAUACUAUCAGUUAUUUACUUACAUGUGACCGAGUUCAUCAGCUCUUUGUUGUGCGCGAUUGUUCAUAAACGAACCUUCGAUAGAAGGAGCUUUGAUAAUACGAGUUUUGAUACAGACGGUGCCAGAUGAUAAGCUCUGCACUGAAACGGCAUGACGAAUAAUUGCCUGGUUAAACCGAAUGGCCUAAAUGAAUCAUUGUAACUUCCACCUUGUUCGUGUAAUUAGAACCACUUUGAAGCGUUUACAGUUUACAAUUCGGAAUGCUUGGCUAUUUUGGCAAAGUAUGAAGCAUUUUGCAGCUUUUAAA